Halichondria panicea is the source of this 1101-nucleotide messenger RNA. RefSeq names its product sialate:O-sulfotransferase 2-like. The record is from RefSeq and is a predicted model, not a curated record. The transcript has 3 exons. Bases 7 to 1101 code for a protein of 364 amino acids. Gene Ontology annotation, molecular function: sulfotransferase activity. NCBI's taxonomy places the organism in Eukaryota, Metazoa, Porifera, Demospongiae, Suberitida, Halichondriidae.
AUCAUCAUGUACAGACAUAAAUUUAGAAGUUCUACUGCUUGUAAGAUUGUAUACCUACUCUGCUUAGGUACAGUAGUCUCCAUCUUGGUGAUCUGGUACGCCACUGCACCGGCUGAGGAGACAGUGGAUUAUGAAGAUUAUUUUGUGGCAAUGGAUGCUCCUUUGCGGGACGCUAGAGAUGCCACGAGUGUGGAUGACAACUGUGAGCAGAGACAUUGCUCUGAGUACCUCACCAGCAGGGAGAGGGUCGCUCAAAAGAAGUGCAUGAGAGAGGUUUUCCGGUACAUGGAUCCAUUGGAGAUCAAGGCCUCAUUGAGGGAGAAUCCAUGUCGGUUUAUAGACGCGAGAAAUCGUCUUCCAGUAGCACUUGUGAGUGCUGAAGGUUCGGGUAACACUUGGUUACGAUGGCUACUUGAGAGGGCUAGUGGCGCGUGUACAGGCUUCAUUCAUUGUGACUAUGUUAUGAGACGAAGUGGUUUUAUUGGUGAAGGUGUGAUGAGUGGCAGUGUGCUGGUUGUGAAGACACAUUCUAUAGAGCCACAGUGGAAUGGAGUGAAUUAUACACAACCAAACCCCAAACAUCCUUACUUUGGAUCAGGAAUACUCAUGAUUAGGAACCCGUACAAAUCAUUGGUUGCUGAAUGGAAUCGACGGAUCACAAAUCUGGUCUUGAUUCCAAAUGGUAUUGAACAUAAUGAGAGCCACACAAACACUGUAUCAGAGGAAUACUGGAGAACACCAGAAUGGGCUUCCUUUGUGCAAGUGUACAUGCAAGCAUGGAAGGAGAGGAUCAUGAACUGGUUGCUACAGGAUCAUGCAAAGGUCCAUGUGGUGUAUUAUGAGGACUUGCAGACCCACACUGUGAGAGAGGUCACUCGACUGUUGGACUUUCUCCACAUCGACUAUUCAAGCCCCAGAGAUGUGGCAUCCAGUAUCAGUGGAGGUUACACAGAAUUUAAACGUCCGCAUGCUAAAAGUUUGGGAUAUGAGUAUUACACACUUGAACAAAUCUACUUCAUAAAGUCAAUGAUACAAAAAACAAACGAACUACUAAAAAGGAACAAAGUAACUCUAGAUUUAGAUAGAUACUUGCAGGUAUAA